GUUCCAGACCUCGAACAGCGACAGGUCGACCGGUAUCAGGAGUAGCCCGUCCAGGUACUCAAACUCGACCAGGUUCAGCUCUUGACCGACUGAGGUCCGCUCGACCAGUUACAGGCCAAACAUCAGCUAGAGCAAUUCGUAUAGGAACAGCCGCCAUGUUAUCUCAGAAAGAUGGUCCGUUCAUCCAAGUUUCUCGACUAAACCUAUCGAAGUAUGCCAAGAACUCUUGCUUGUCUAAACCGUUGUUCGAAUAUCUCUACUAUCACGAAGGAGACAUACGGAGUGCUAUGGAACUUGCUGUUCAAGCCACGCAAUAUGCUGAAUUCAAAGAUUGGUGGUGGAAAGUGCAGCUUGCAAAAUGUUACAUAGCUUUGAACAUGGUCAGGGAGGCAGAACAGCAACUUGGCAGUUCCUUGAAGCAACAUCAAAACGUUGAAUCGUUCAUCAGAUUAACCAGAGUAUACUUGAGGAUGGACCAGCCUCUGUCUGCAAUGAAUGUGUGCAGAACCGGAUUGGACAUAUUCCCCAAGGACGUGUCAAUUAUGACAGAGCUUGGAAGAUUGGCGGAGGCUUUGAACGAUCCGUCAUCUUCAGUUAAAUAUUAUCGAAAUGUUGUAAUUGAAGAUGCUAUGAACAGCGAAGCCAUAGCUUGUAUAGGGCUAUAUCAUUUCUACAAUAAUCAACCAGAGCUAGCUUUGAGAUACUACAGGCGCAUUUUAGCUAUGGGGGCACAUUCCGCCGAGUUGUAUAACAAUUUGGGGCUUUGUUGUCUCUAUUCGCAGCAGUUGGAUCUUACUCUCUCCUAUUUUCAAAGAGCUUUAGAUCUAGCUACAGAUGCUGCGGUUAAAGCUGAAGUUUGGUACAAUCUAUCCCAUGUAGCAAUAGCAGCUGGUGACGUACAACUGGCCAUCCAAUGUUUGAAUUUAUGCUUAUCAUCGGAUUCCGCACAUGCCUCAGCUUUCAACAAUUUAGCUGUCUUGCAUCAUAAGACGGGAAAAGUGAACUUGGCAAAAGCUUAUUUAACAUCUGCUAGAACGCUGGAGCCAGAAUUGGAGGAACCGAAAAUCAAUUUGGAACAUUUACAAAAUGAAUGAAAUCAAGUCGAAACGGGUUAACCGGUUGAGGUGAACUAAGAAAAGAAUGUAUGAAGGCGAAACUACGUUGUACAGCAGUGUAUUGCAUAUCGAAGACUGUAUUGACUUGAAUUGAAUUGGUUACGUCAUGAUUAUA
Molecule: messenger RNA, 1230 nt
Organism: Leptinotarsa decemlineata (Colorado potato beetle)
Lineage: Eukaryota; Metazoa; Arthropoda; Insecta; Coleoptera; Chrysomelidae
Gene: BBS8
Product: tetratricopeptide repeat protein 8
Biological process (GO): non-motile cilium assembly
Cellular component (GO): ciliary basal body; non-motile cilium; BBSome
Molecular function (GO): protein binding
Source: RefSeq, a predicted model, not a curated record